This is a messenger RNA of Limulus polyphemus (Atlantic horseshoe crab), 2940 nucleotides long. Its product is annotated as E3 ubiquitin-protein ligase DTX1-like. Gene Ontology annotation, cellular component: nucleoplasm. The transcript has 13 exons. Gene Ontology annotation, molecular function: zinc ion binding; ubiquitin protein ligase activity. Gene Ontology annotation, biological process: Notch signaling pathway; protein ubiquitination. The record is from RefSeq and is a predicted model, not a curated record. Lineage: Eukaryota; Metazoa; Arthropoda; Merostomata; Xiphosura; Limulidae. The coding region runs from base 460 to 2106 and encodes 548 amino acids.
UUUAAUCUGCAAAACAUUUUCGAGCACAUCUUAAUUAAUAUUUUGGAACUAUAUAUAUUUGACGAUUACUAUUACAAUAUUAGUUACUUUGUAUGUAAAUAUCGUAACGUAUUUAGUUAAUGAAGGGAUAGACAAAUGGAUUGAUUUCCCAUCGGCAGUAGUGGAGGCCGACACUUUACAGGAGCUUGAGAGGAAUCACUGAAUUCCUGAAAAAUUAAGGAAGUUCCAGUGAUAGUGGACAACACUACUGGUAUAACUUCCCAGGACCAGUGUUCGACCUUAUCUGCAGAGGAGGUACAGACCUUAAUUCACAAAGAGCUAGAUUCCUAUGUUCAGCUGGUGAUUUCUUCUCCUUUUCAACCUGAUGAUGUGUCUGAGGAAGAAUAUAAUGAAGAAUAAAACAAUUUGGACUCCCUUUUUCCAGCACCUUCUUAUUUUGAUUCCUUUUCUGUGUGGACCAUGGCUGUAGCCCUGGCCUUGCAGGCUGUAGUGUGGGAGUGGAUGGGAGCUGAUUCACGUUGGAAGUCUUACCCACCAGAAGUGGCCCAGCUCCUUGAAAGAGCCCAUGGGAAAGGUUUAAACAUGGUCCGACUGGGAGAUGCUGAAGCUUCUCUAACUUAUUAUUCUGUGAAUCUUAAAGAAUUCAUACAAAUCUCUGACAUAACAGGCUCUUCAUGCCCUGUUCGUAGGAAAAUAUACCCAGAAGGAAGUCCAGCUGCUCGGGGUAUUCUGUGGCAGUGGUCAGGAGACCAACAUGGAGUGUGGGAAAACUAUGAUAUUGGAGUGGCUAACUACAUUGAAGGUGCUUUUCAACAGGGAAGGAAAUAUAUCGACCUGAGUCAGUUUUUGAAAGGCUACAACUACACGGUGAACUUCAAACCUAUGAGUCAGAUCAAUAACCUCACUGGGUACAGGAGAUCAGUGAGACGAAUCAGAACAACAGCUUUUCCACUGGUUAGAAAUGCUGUAAAUACCAGCAGUAUUCGUAAUACUUAUGCAGGUGGACAAGUCCUUGUUGCUAUUGCAAAUCAGGAUGACAAGCACAGUAACAGUAAUGAAACCAAAGGUUCUGUUACAAAAGGAAAAAAAGCCCAUGGGAUUUUAAACCAUGUUACAAAUCUUGCAGCCAAAGCAGCUAAAACUGUAAAAGAAUCUAAUCCAAAGAGUAGUUUAUCAUUUUCAUCUUCUGUAGAUGGCAAAUGUCCAAGUCCUGCUACACUUCCACAGAACAUGAAACUCAUGCCUGCAAAGUCUUCAAAAAAAUGGAACAAUGUACCUGCACCAAAGGGAAGUCAGAACAUCUCAUUCUUGGGUAACGGUGUAGCUCCAGCCCAAACACCUUGUAGACCAAUUUUCUGGCCUCCAUACACUCCCGAUACACAGCUCAAACCUGUCCCCGGUAUUAAACCUCCAAAGACUGUUCGCAAAAAAUCAAAGAAACAUCAAACUAGCAUCAAUGAAGUUAUUGACCAGUUUUCCAAGGAAUUAACCAUCAGGGAUGUAUUAGAGGACUGCAUAAUUUGCUGUGAUACACUUACUGAAGGAUCUCCUUACGACAAUGAUCCAAGAUUGGUGGCAUUACUUCAUUGUAACCACAUUUUUCACCGUUCUUGUUUGAAGGAGAUGUACAUCUCUGGCCCAAAGGAUGGCCAUUUGCAGUGUCCUACUUGUAAAACAAUUUAUGGUGAAAAAACAGGUAUCCAGCCUCCAGGGUCAAUGGAUUUUCAUCUUGUACCUCACUGCCUUCCUGGUUACCCUGGUUAUAGUACUAUACACAUUAUCUACAAUAUUUCUCCUGGAAUUCAGGGUCCUGAGCAUCCUAACCCUAAUAAACCCUACACGGCUCGUGGAUUUCCACGGCACUGUUACCUGCCCGAUACAGAUAAAGGAAGAAAAGUGCUGAGACUCUUAGUCAAGGCAUGGGAACGCCGGCUUAUCUUUACUGUCGGGGUGUCAUCUACAACUGGUGAACCAAACACAGUAACUUGGAACGAAAUUCACCAUAAGACUGAAUUUGGCUCAAAUAUCACAGGCCACGGUUAUCCAGAUCCUCAGUAUUUGGACAAUGUUCUAACAGAAUUAACACUGCAAGGCAUUUCAGAGUGAUAGAUAACUCAUGCUCAGAAACUGUAAACUUAGAAAUUUGCACUUGUUAAGGAAUGGUCACUGAGUUUUGUAAAGCUUUAAGAAUAAUGUGAUAUCACUUAAGCAAGCCUUUUUUAACUUUUAUGAAAGUGUAUGUGCAUUAUAAAUAUGCACGCACACACAUUAUAUGACCUUAUUCUGUGUUUUCUUCAAUUGUUCUCUACAAUUUUAAAAAUCGUUAAGAUACAUCAUAUAUUUCAGUAUUUACAUGUAUUGAUCAAAAUUCGGUUAACAAUUUUCUCACAUUCCUUAACAAUAUUUCAAGUUUAGAAAUGCUGUGUAGUAUUGACCUUCCAAUAUGUAAUAAUAUGUGGUUUUGGUUUUGUUAUUAGAGGUUCUACAUUUAGUCUGUUAAAAAAAAGGAAUUCAUUGUAAAGCUUUAUUGUUGAAGACAUUUUUUAUUCAUACUUUAUUUGUGUUUCAAAAUAAGAUAGAUCAGACUUUCUCGUGUACAAAAGUUUUCUACGUUCUCCUGUUAAAGGAAAUUGCCUGGACGUUUGUUUGUUCAUGUUGCUUUGAUAAAAGUUUUAUUGGAAGCAUGUUCUGAAUACAACUGGAACAUUAUAUUUUUAUUCUCAGUAGAAAAAGUAUGCUUAGUAGUUAUUUUUAUUUUAAAACAGAGUAUACAAUAUUUUUUCUCAGUUUGAAAUCUAUGUACAGCUGUCAAAAGGAAAUGUUGUACCUGAUACUGAUAGUUAUGAGUAGCUUUGUAUAAAAAAUAUAUAUAUGUAUACAGUUUAUGUACCUGCAUGAGUUGCAGCAUAUAAUAAAUAUUUUCUAUGGUUUUUUUUACAA